UCCAUUCAAUUUAAUUUAUUUUUUUUAUCUGUAUUGCAUUAAAUUACAUGACAUUUAUCAGACGUGAGUGGGUGAGUGGAGGACACUUGCAAAUGAUAAAAGUCGAGGUGCUUAUUAUCUUUAGGUUGAUUGUCAUAUAUAAUCGUAUGUUAUGCCCCUUGAUAGUUGCGUAUUAGUUGAAGGGGCUAAAUUGCAGGCUAUUUGUUAAGAGAUGCCAAGGAAGUUGUCUCCGUGUAUAUUAUAAAAGUUAAGUGUCAACCGAGGAUUCCUUUUUAUGUUCAUGGUAAAUGUAGUAGUCAGGGUAACACCAUACAAACGGCAGUUUUUGCAGGUGCGAUCAAGAAAAAAACAACAUGAUUCGUCUCUCUCUGUGUGUGUGUGUGUGUGUGCGCGCGCGAGUGGGAGACGGGGAGGGGGCGGGGAGAUAGCGUGCGCGCGUGUGUGUGUGUGUGUGUGUGUGUGAGAGAGAGAGAGAGAGAGAGAGACAUUCCUCCAGGGAUACCGAAUAAGCAACUUUGUUACCAGGCAUAGCGUUGUCUCCUCUGGCACAGCACGUUAUGAAAAGAGAAAGGCAUUUGGCAGUUAUGGUUGAUCAGCGUUUAUUUGUAUCCUCCUUUAGUGCAUUACUGACGGCUAACCUGUUCAUAACAAAUAGGCAUCUUAGAACAUUUGCAAGUCAUACAAUAGAACGUGCGUUGUCAUACCUAACAAGGAACCUUAUUUACCAGUGAGUGAGAUGACAGUGCAUACUUCGGCGGCCCAACAGUGUGAGUUUGGCCAUCGACACAGGAAAAUGCAUCUCUGGAUUGUAAUUAUAUUGUUGGUGGCUACAUCGGUGGGCAUCGUUGAAAUGUUUGACAAUUAUGGAGAGAUAUGUCGAAGAUUGUGUGCCUGUGAGGAGAAAGAGGGGAUACUGACAGUAAGCUGUGAAAGUAGAGGAAUUGUCGAUCUCUCUGAAGUAAGCCAUGUGUACUUCACAACGUAUAAUUUACUGCUCACAGGGAACCUUUUGAAAAGGCUCUCCGCCAAUGACUUUGUUGAAUACAAUGGGCUUACAAUAUUGCAUCUCGGCAACAAUGACAUAUCCGACGUUGAAUCAGGAGCUUUUAAUGGACUUCAGGGAUUAAAAAGAUUACAUCUCAACAAUAACAAAAUCGAUGCCUUGAAGGAAGAUUUUUUUGUUGGCCUUGAAAGUCUGGAAUAUCUUCAGCUAGACUACAAUUACAUCACCCAUGUCGAGCCAAAUGCCUUCAGCAAACUGCGUCACCUGGAGGUCCUGAUUUUAAAUGACAACUUAAUUUCUACUCUUCCCACUAACAUUUUCCAAUAUGUCCCUUUGACUCACCUUGACCUGAGGGGGAAUCAACUCAAACUGCUCCCAUAUUCAGGUGUUUUGGAACACAUGGACAGUGUUGUGGAAUUACAACUAGAGGAGAACCCAUGGAACUGCUCUUGUGAGCUGAUUGCUCUAAAGGCCUGGCUUGAGAGCAUAUCGUACACCGCUUUAGUGGGUGAUGUGGUCUGUGAGUUUCCAUUCCGGCUUCAUGGGAGAGAUCUUGAUGAGGUCUCUAAACCAGAACUGUGUCCCAGGAGAGCUAUUGCAGAGUAUGAGAUGCGUCCCCAAGCACAUCAGACCACUGAUGCAUACUUUAGAACCACACCAGCCUCAGUCACAGCCUCAUUCCCAUCCUCUGCCAUCUUACGGUCCUCGUCAAGACCCACCAAGGGACCUCGCCAGUCAGGCAAACUAAAGUCAAAACCCACGUCUCGCAUCCCCUCCAAUAAACCGCAAAACUACGGUCAAAUCGUUUCAUAUCAAACCAAAUCCCCUGUGCCUUUGGACUGUCCUACUGCCUGUACUUGCAAUCUCCAAAUUUCAGACCUCGGUCUGAAUGUCAACUGCCAAGAGAGAAAGAUUGAGCGAAUCUCUGACUUAAAUCCCAAACCCUACAAUCCCAAAAAGAUGUAUCUCACAGGGAAUUAUAUCCCUGUGGUGCGGACAUCAGAUUUCAUUGAAGCAACUGGAUUAGAUUUGCUUCACCUUGGCAACAAUCGGAUUGCUCACAUCCAUGACAGAGCCUUUGGGGAUUUAACACAGUUACGCAGGCUAUACCUGAAUGGGAAUUUGAUAGACCGCCUCACAGUCGAUAUGUUCUAUGGAUUGGAGAGCCUGCAGUUCUUAUAUUUAGAAUACAAUGUCAUUAGAGAAAUUGUGUCAAACACCUUUCAGCAUGUCCCCAACCUUCAGCUGCUCUUCCUGAAUAAUAACCUCUUGAAGACCUUACCCGGGGAAAUCUUUAAUGGGUUGAAAUUGGCCAGACUAAAUCUUCGCAAUAAUCACCUCCGCAAUCUGCCUGUCAGUGGCGUGUUAGAUCAGCUGACAUCACUGGUGCAGGUAGACUUGUUCGAGAACCCCUGGGACUGCCGCUGUUCAAUUGUAGAGAUGAAGACGUGGCUGGAACAGCUCAGCACAGGCACGGUUGUAAACAAUGUAAUCUGUGGCUCCCCUAAAAGACUGUUUGGGGAGGAUAUGCGAUACAUUAAGACAAGUAAUUUCUGUCCCAAUAACUCCGAUAUCCUUGCCUCUGUGAUCCCACCCUCUGAAGAAACCAUUCCCGGCAGCACUAUCACCAUUGAAACAUCAUUAGAUGACGACGCACAUAUCAACAGUGUUCCUCUAUCUGUUAUGAUCCUUGCCCUGCUCCUGAUGUUCAUCGUUUCGGUGUUUGUCGCUGCAGGACUGUUUGUGGCUGUGAAGAAGAGACGUCAAAAGACUCUAAAAGAGCAGAAUAACUCAAUGAACGCGUGCAUUAGUUCGUUGAACAUGGAGUACGGUCUUUACAAAAAGGGAUCCGUUCCAAAAGUCAGGACGUCUGCAGGGCAUGUGUAUGAGUACAUCCCCCCUCCCACAGAACACACAUGCAAGAGUACCGUCUAUACCCCAAGCCAGAGCAAGUCAGUGGAUGGGUACAGAGACUUUGAUGAGUUGAAUGGGGCGUUUCUGAAUAAUCACUCGGAUGAAGAGGCGACUAGUAACGCAAUAAGCUCUGAAUACAGUGUUAGCACUCCAAAGCCACUCAACAAACAUUCCCCCUUACAAGACAAUCAUCAGUAUUGCUACAGAGAUGUAGAACCCGACAAGCCGUCAUCUUACAGCAAUGCUUUACCUUGCAGGCAUACUGCCCAUUCAUCAAAUCAGUAUGCGUCAGACUUUGAUAUCAGACACCAAUACAUGCACCCAGAAAGAAUACAACAGACAAUAUUAUAUUGCACAGCACCAAGUACUGUUUAUGUUGAGCCUAACAGGAGCGAGUACUGGGAACUGAAAGCCAAGCUUCAUAUUGAUCCCGACUACCUUGAAGUUCUUGAGAAACGUACAACGUUCACCCAGUUUUGAAUGACUGUUUUCCCUUAAAAGGUUGAAUCAUUGCUAUGUUUGCUGCAUUGGCACACAGUGCUCAUGUUCAAUUUGAGCAUUUUACACUGAUUUCUAUCUUUUGAAACUACAGUAUGCAGAUGCUUCCCCUUAACAACAUAAAAAAUAGGUAUUUUGUCUUUAUAUAUCCUCAAUACAGCUUGUUGCUACAGUAGCUAGUUUGUUUAUCAAUUUCAGUCUUUGCUUUGAGAAAAAUUGUAUUUGAGGUUAUCCAAUUCCUUUGCCAACAACUGUAUGUAAAUCAGUGAUGGGGGAAAAAAUAUAUAGUAAAAAUUAUUUUGGAUGAUAUAUCGAUAUAUAUCCAAGUAUCGAUUGGUAAAAUCGAAGGUAGCGCUAGCGCUUGUCGGCUGACCCUUCGAACAAAACUCUGGUAUUUUUCAUCCUAUAGCUUGUUCUCCAUCUUCUUUUUAAAUAGUGAGUCAACAUGUUUUCAGCACUUUUAUUUCCAUGAUUGAUCAACUCUCAUUUUCUAAUGUUCUCUCUUGUCUCUCCGCAGCAGACAUAUAGUGAGCAAUAUGUUUGGAACAUUAAAUUGCAAUAAAAUUGCAGUAUUGAAUCGCAAUACAUAUCGAAUCGGUACUUAAGUAUCGUGAUAAUAUUGUAUCGUGAGGUCGCUGGCAAUCCCCAGCCCUAAUGUAAAUAUGCAGUUCAUGUAUGCUUGUUGCACUUUUUCAAAAAGGGAGGUUCAACUGGCUUCUGUGUGCAUAUGGGUAUUCAUGAAACAAACAAAAAACAAUGUUUUUAAAAGAUAAAUGGAAAAUCCAUACUUCAUAAUUCCUGGGCAGUUUUGAGGUGGAACAGUAUGCUCAUAUCAUUUUUUUCAAAUGGUCUAUUUUUAUAGUAUUUGGAAAUGUAGUUCUUCUGUUUUUGUUUUAUUACUUUGUACACAAUGCACUGAUUGACCCGAACAGGUCAACAACGGAUAUGAUGUCACUUUCUUAUAUAUAUUUCGUAAGUCAUAGACUAUGUAAAUAACCAUGGCUAUAGCCAUAUGUAAAAUGAUUGCAGACAUGCAACCACUGCAUUCUGAAGGAAAGUUAUAAGACAUUUUGCACUAUACGUGCAUAAAGCCACUUUUUUUUCCAGGAUGGAGACAAUCCUCAAUUUCCCUAUUUUUAUCUUUAGGGAUACAAAAUCAGUAUUCAGAAUAUCAUUGUCAACAAAUAAACAGCAAACACAUACAGUGUGUAUCCCUAUUAUCGCUGGAAAUAGCUCUAUAUACAAUGGAUUGGAUGCAAAAUAACUUCUGGUGACUGCCACUUUUAUACGUUUGAUCACUCAAAAUAUUUUUGGGACAUUCAUACAUUUGUUUGGUAUUACUAAGGAAUCUUCUAAUUCUAAUUUAUUGUUAGACAUACACAUUUUCAGGUAUGGUCCUUUCACUGUGGUACGUACGGUGUCUAUUCAAAGCAUUGACAACGAAUUGUGUAAACAUUCGUAAAUGUAAUGAAAUGUGCCAGUCUCUAUGUGUUGGUCUCCAGUUCCAAGGUCACCACUGCCAUGUUGUGUUGUUGGCAUUUCCUACAACUUGUGAUGAGAUUAUGUCAGAGGUUGCUCAGUAUGUGCUGAAAAGCAGACUGGGUUUCAGAAAUAAUACAUUCUAACCCAUUUUUGGGCCAUUUCUUUAAAUCAAAAGCACUAAGAAAAGACUGUCCCUAUUACAAUGCAUUGCACUGGAUUAACUUGUUAACAUGUUAGUAAUAUUGACAUGUUAAUCCAGUGCACUGUAGUAAGGACAGUCUUUUGUUAGUGCUUUUGAUAAAAAAUGGAUCCAAUAUGGUCAAUCUUACUUUUUAUUGUAUUGAGGUUAGAAAUUGUGUUUUUGAUUCCAGUAUCUGUCAUCGCACCAUAGCAUUGUUCUUGUUGGGUUUGAAAUCACAUGACAAGAGUUCAAUUAAUAUAUCCAAUGAUUUACUGUAAUUCCUGACCCUCCUCCUUAGCCUUUAUUGAUUUAAUAUGUCCAUCCAUAUGCAGUUAGGGUGUACAGUGUAUAUAUCACAAGCAAAUAGCCAUUACAGUAAAACUACACACAAUGUUUUGUAUCACAUUCAAGUAUAUCAAAGAGAUUGUAAAAAUUAAAUGUGACUCGUGGAAAUCUGUUUGUACGAACAGGUAGACAUCAGUGUUUUUUUUCUUCUGAAUUUUUUAUACAAGGGUUUUGUAAAUGAGGUCUAGCGAGUGUUCCACUUCUGUACAUUUUUUAUCGACUUUGUCCCUUUAGUUCAAGUUAUUUGGUGAAUUAUAACUUCUUACUUCAACUUUGUAAAUAGAAUGUGCCAGCUGCAUCUUGCGGACUGCUGCUUCACGGAGUGCAAAGCCUGGUUUUUAUUGUGGAAACAUACAGGACGAGAGGGAAUGCAACUUGGGUAUACGAUGUGAGCACAGAGAUAAAUGUAUCUUAAAAAGUGCUGUUUCUCCUAUUGUUAGCCAAUGAAUAAAAUAUGUGCAUUCAUUCUG
Molecule: messenger RNA, 5893 nt
Organism: Salmo salar (Atlantic salmon)
Lineage: Eukaryota; Metazoa; Chordata; Actinopteri; Salmoniformes; Salmonidae
Product: SLIT and NTRK-like protein 5
Biological process (GO): axonogenesis; positive regulation of synapse assembly
Molecular function (GO): protein binding
Source: RefSeq, a predicted model, not a curated record